AUGCCUUCCAACCAAGCUGCAUGGCUCACCAAGGCUAACGCCCCCCUGGACGUCCGUGAGGCACCAAUGCCCGCUGCUGGACCUGGCGAAAUUGUUGUUCGCAACUUUGCAAUCGCUAUCAAUCCACUCGAUACUCAUAUGCAGAAAAGCGGCAUUUUUGUGCAGCAGUGGCCUGCCGUCUUUGGCUGCGACGUUGCUGGUGAGGUUCACGAAGUUGGCGCUGAGGCGGGCUGGCGCUUUAAAAAGGGUGACCGGGUCAUUGGUCACACUGUAAAUUUGGUCAGCGGACGCCCCGAGGACGGCGCCUAUGCCUUGUACACUGUUGUGCAGGCCAACAAAGCCGCCAUCCUCCCCGAUGAGAUCCCAUUCACCACUGGUGUGGUCGUUCCCUUUGCGCUGGAAGCUGCUACCUGCGCCUUGUCUGUCAAGGUGCCUGGUCCCGCGAUGCCUGGCGUGACUACGCCGGCUCUGGGUCUGCCGUACCCGUCCCUCGACCCCAAGCCUCUGGGCAAGACCCUCGUCGUGUAUGGAGGAUCGUCAUCUGUUGGAUCAAUGACAACACAGCUCGCAAGAGCUGCUGGAAUCCGAGUCAUUGCCACCUGUAGUGCGCGCAACUUCUCUGUAGCCAAGACUGCGGGAGCUGCUGCCGUAUUUGAUUACCACAACUCCUCAUUCGUGGACGCAAUUAUUGACGAAAUUCGUACCUCUGAAGAGGAACUUAUAGGUAUUUUCGACGCCAUCUCCUCUUCAGAGACGUAUGAAAAUGGACUAAAGGUGCUCGGCGCCUUCGGUGGCGGCCAUUUGGCUUGUGUUCAUCCACCUCCCACUGACGUCCCGGGUAGCGUCAAGGCGGGCAUGAUUUUUGCUGUCAGCGACGUGGCCACGCCGGUUUGGCAGGACUAUGUCACCGUGGCUUUGCAGCAGGGUAAACUAAAGUGUCUGCCGUCUCCAAUUGUCGUUGGAAAAGGGUUGGACAAAAUAAACGAAGCGCUGGAGCGGUAUGUAGCUGGUGUUAGUGCUGCAAAGCUGGUUGUGGAGCUAUAG
Molecule: messenger RNA, 1044 nt
Organism: Akanthomyces muscarius
Lineage: Eukaryota; Fungi; Ascomycota; Sordariomycetes; Hypocreales; Cordycipitaceae
Exons: 2
Coding region: 1-1044 (347 amino acids)
Molecular function (GO): oxidoreductase activity, acting on NAD(P)H
Source: RefSeq, a predicted model, not a curated record